Messenger RNA from Alternaria alternata, 509 nucleotides. RefSeq lists its product as hypothetical. Lineage: Eukaryota; Fungi; Ascomycota; Dothideomycetes; Pleosporales; Pleosporaceae. The record is from RefSeq and is a predicted model, not a curated record. Bases 114 to 395 code for a protein of 93 amino acids. The transcript has a single exon.
CUUAGUCUCCGCCCACUGCACGGCUGUUUUCCGUGUGACUUCCACUCGACGCGUGCUUGCGUGCUGCGUGGGGACUUUUGCCAGCUGGAUAGCGUGCCGAAGGGGCCCAUUCCAUGCCUGCAGCUGCUCAUCCGCUCGCCUGGCGUUGUUUCUUUUUUGUCCACCUCGUCCCCAAGUCGUCGUGCUGCCGGCUAAGACAUCGACUGUGUGCCCCUCUCCCGUCCGUUUAUCACCACCACCACCGCCGCAGCCGAAUAGGGAACACACCAUCCGUCGCCAGCACCCCCAGGCACUACUGCUACUGCCCACACCCACGCACUACACUACCAACGCUCCAUUCGACGCUCAUUACAUCACCCAAUCGCUCCCCUAGCACCAUCAUGCAGCGCGACUAGUCCCCUCAUCCCGGUUUCGCGGCCCACUCUCGUUGCAGUCAGCAAGCACUACCCACCGUCCUGCUCAACAACGCGUACCUUUGACCUACACGCCCGACUCUUCCGGACCGUCGU